This is a messenger RNA of Oryzias melastigma (Indian medaka), 2240 nucleotides long. RefSeq names its product zinc finger and SCAN domain-containing protein 2. The record is from RefSeq and is a predicted model, not a curated record. Gene Ontology annotation, molecular function: DNA-binding transcription factor activity, RNA polymerase II-specific; RNA polymerase II cis-regulatory region sequence-specific DNA binding. The coding region runs from base 443 to 1639 and encodes 398 amino acids. The transcript is spliced from 2 exons. Gene Ontology annotation, biological process: regulation of DNA-templated transcription. Lineage: Eukaryota; Metazoa; Chordata; Actinopteri; Beloniformes; Adrianichthyidae. Gene Ontology annotation, cellular component: nucleus.
AUAAAGUUUACCCGAAGCUGUGUUUUCCUCUUAAGAUUUUAAUUUAUUUAUUAUUUCCUGAAUUAAAAACUAUUUUUACAACUAUCAGAAGCCUUUUGACCAUAUUGGGAUCGAAUUAAGCUUUGUGUUUGUUUCUUUUUGAAUAAAGUUUCUUCACGUGACCAGGAAGUAAACAGAAGGAGGGCCUGGCAGCGUUAGCAGCGUUAGCUUGUGUUCGGAGGACAGCGUUGUUUUGUUCUGACGUCUGUGCGGUUUUUGGACAGAAAGGACAAUAUUUGGUUCGUGUUGAAACUCUCUGAAUUUUCUAAGGCGUCGUAAAUGACGAGUUGUACGCGAAGACAACGUGGCUGUGAUUGUGAGACUAGCAGAUGAUCGGAGCUGCUGCUGUUCAGAGGACUUUGGUGUUUGUUGGAGCUGAAGAUCUUCUGCAGCUGCAGGAACCAUGUCUUCAUUUGCUCAGAAAGAGUCUGUCAGUGAACAGAUUCCCGCUGAUGAAGGAACCGUCGUCCAGAACGAGGAGGAGCUCUGUGGUCAGCGCAGACUGCUGGAUGUCACCUGGAAACCGCAGCUUCAGCUUCACGUCAUCGUCCUCCCCCAAGAUUGGGUGAGUGAAGAGGACAAUUUCUGCAACCAACAGAGGACCUUCAGAGUGGAACAGGACAAUACAGAACUUCCACAGACUAAAGAGGAACUGAAGGAACCAGAACUACUGAUUAAAGAGGAGCAAGAGGAACCAGAAUCUUCACAGAUUAAAGAAGAGCUACAAGGAUUUUGCAUCAGUCAGGAUCAAGAGCAGCUUGGUCUGAAGCAGGAGACUUAUACCUGGACGGAGAUUCCCAUUUAUGAGGAAAACGAGCAUAGUGAAGCAGACCUAGACAAUCAGUUGAUCUUUAAUGCAACUGAUAGUCAGAAUGAAGAAGGAAGCCAACAUGAAGAAUCAACAUCAACUACAGAUGAAGAGACAGACCCACAGAACAGAAGUUAUGUCCAAUAUCUGGACGGCUCUAGCAUGUCAGAAAGUCAGUGUGACUCUGUUAGAAAAAUGGUAAAGGGUAAAAGUUUUGGUGACUGUUCUCAGAUCAGAAUUCAAAUGAAAACUCAAAUGGGAGAAAAGCCCUUUCCUUGUAAAGAAUGUGAUACCAGCUUUAGUGACGCAUCUAAUCUCAAAAGACACAUGAGAACUCAUACAGGAGAGAAGCCCUUUUCUUGUAAAGUAUGUUAUAGAAGUUUUAGUCAAAUAUCUCAUCUCAAAAGACACAUGAGAACUCACACAGGAGAGAAGCCUUUUUCUUGUGAAGAAUGUAAUAGAAGUUUUAGUCAUGACUGUAAUCUCAAAACACACAUGAAAACCCACACAGGAGAGAAGACUUUUUUUUGUAAAGAAUGCGGUACCAGUUUUAGUCGUAAAUACAAUCUCAAAAAACACAUGAGAACUCAUACAGGAGAGAAGCCUUUUGCUUGUGAAGAAUGUAAUACAUGUUUUUUUCAAAUAUAUGAUCUUAAGAGACACAUGAGAAUUCACACAGGAGAAAAGCCUUUUUCUUGUGAAGAAUGUGAUAGAAGUUUUAGUCAAAUAUCUAGUCUCAAAAGACACAUGAAAACUCACAGGAGAAAAGCCUUUUUGUUGGAAAGAAUGUGAGAGAAGUUUUAGUUCAAUAUCCAAUGUCAAAACACAUUAAAACUCAUACAGGAGAGAUUACCUUUUCUCGUGAAGAACGUGAUACCAGUUUUAGUUGUAUAUCUAGUCUGAAAUCACACCAGAUCUCACACAUGAAAGAAUGCUCCUCUUGUAAAUAAUAUGAUACAAGUUUUAGUCAAAUCUCAAUGUCUCAAAACACACAGAACCAGCAGAAGCUUGAAGCCAGCUAUCAAAUCAACCUGAGCUUUUAUUAUAUGUACACAGAGCCACAACCUGAUUCCGCCAUACCACAGGGCACUGAUGUGCUAAUUAAGUUUGGAGGCAGAAGUGAAUAUUGAAUGCAAAGAAAAAGCAUAGUUUUCUGAAAUCUGACAUGUGCUGAAAACACUUUUUUAUUUUUUUCAUAUGAUAUUCUAAUGUUCUAAGACACUGUUUUAGGUUUUUAAUAACUGUAAACCCCAGUUAUAAUAACACUGUAAAGAUACCAUACAUUAUAAGUUUCACCUUGUAAAAUUAUUGAGAAAAAUAUUUAACUUUUUUAGAAAAUAAAUUAUGUAAUAUUUACCUGUGAAAAUAAAUGUGUAGUUUUGAAAUGCAACAA